This is a messenger RNA of Zalophus californianus (California sea lion), 1118 nucleotides long. It is a transcript of the gene LRRC38, whose product is annotated as leucine rich repeat containing 38. Gene Ontology annotation, cellular component: voltage-gated potassium channel complex. The coding region runs from base 1 to 903 and encodes 300 amino acids. The transcript has 2 exons. NCBI's taxonomy places the organism in Eukaryota, Metazoa, Chordata, Mammalia, Carnivora, Otariidae. Gene Ontology annotation, molecular function: potassium channel activator activity; voltage-gated potassium channel activity; transmembrane transporter binding. The record is from RefSeq and is a predicted model, not a curated record.
AUGCGCCCCCGCGCCGCCCCCCGCAGCCCCGCCGGCCGCGCCGCCGCGCUCGGGUUCUGCAGCCUCCUCCUGCUGCCGCUGCUCCGGCCCGGGCACGCGUGCCCCGCGGGCUGCGCCUGCACCGACCCGCACACCGUGGACUGCCGCGACCGCGGGCUGCCCAGCGUGCCCGACCCUUUCCCCCUGGACGUGCGCAAGCUGCUGGUGGCCGGCAACCGCAUCCAGCACAUCCCCGAGGACUUCUUCAUUUUCUACGGCGACCUGGUGUACCUGGACUUCAGGAAUAACUCGCUGCGCUCACUGGAGGAGGGCACGUUCAGCGGCUCGGCCAAGCUGGCCUUCCUCGACCUCAGCUACAACAACCUGACCCAGCUGGGCGCCGGCGCCUUCCGCUCCGCGGGGAGGCUGGUCAAGCUGAGCCUGGCCAACAACAACCUGGCGGGCGUGCACGAGGACGCCUUUGAGACCCUGGAGUCGCUGCAGGUGCUGGAGCUCAACGACAACAACCUGCGCAGCCUCAACGUGGCCACCCUGGCCGCCCUGCCCGCGCUGCGCACCCUGCGCCUGGAGGGGAACCCCUGGCUCUGCGACUGCGACUUUGCCCACCUCUUCUCCUGGAUCCAGGAGAACGCGUCCAAGCUGCCGAAAGGCCGUGAGGAAAUCCAGUGCUCCGUGCCCCCGGGAAACAGGCGGAUAUUCCUGCACGAGCUGUCCGAGGCCAGCUUCAGCGAGUGCAGGUUCAGCCUGUCGCUCACAGACCUGUUCAUCAUCAUCUUCUCCGGGGUGGCCGUGUCCAUUGCUGCCAUUAUCUCCGGCUUCUUCCUGGCCACCGUGGUGCAGUGCUGCCAGAGGUGCGCGCCCAACAAGGACCCGGAAGACGAGGACGACGAUGAGGACGACUGAGCCGCCGCCUCCCUUCCUGGCUUUGCGGGAGCCCAGGCCCGGCUCCCCUCCACGCGGAGAGGGAAGAGGGGAGGCGGGACGCGGGAAGGAGUCAAUCUGCCGCAGCCCAAAGCAGCCCCUGCCCCUGGCCGUCCGCCUGGCUUGCCCCUGGCCACGCCCCCUGGGACCUCCCAUCUCGGAGUUUAGAAGCUGCGGGGGGGGGGGGGGGCGGAGGA